Messenger RNA from Symbiodinium sp. CCMP2592, 468 nucleotides. Lineage: Eukaryota; Dinophyceae; Suessiales; Symbiodiniaceae. The record is from the annotation of a GenBank genome assembly.
AUGCUAUACGAGGAGUUGAUGGGCGUUGCUGAUGCCGUCCCCGCCAUCAGCACGGCUUCAUCCCUUCUGAGCCACGCGCCUUGUGCCGCAGCCUGGGCCGUCAGCGAAGUGCUGCAGAACUCCAGGAGCUGGUCCGAGCACUUGCGGUCCACGAAGGGGAAGCUGCUGCAGCAAGUGCAGGAGGCACAGCAUCUCGCUGUUGAGACGUACGAACCGUACCGGCGAAUCUACGACUACCAGCGGGACUGGGACAAGGCAAGCUUCAGCAAGCAGCCUCACACCUUCGAGUCAUUGUCGGAGCAGGCUGCCCCGGGGCAAACUGCAGAGGAGCUUACUUUGGAGACAGGGGGGACAUGCUUAAGAAAGCUUGCCGGCUUGGAAGUCUUCUUGGGCCAGCGCAAAGAACCAGUCUUCCGUAGUAAUCCAUGCUUGUCAUUAUGUGAUAAUGUGCGGGGAAUAUCUUCGUGA